AUGGUUGUUAAGGAAAGCAAUUAUGGACAAUUGGCAUUUGUUGCGGAAAAGCAUUGUGGAUACUUGGUAUUUGUUGUAGAGGCAGACAGAGAUCCACAAACUAGAGAUCACCAGAAAAAAUCACCAUCAGUAAGAGAACCUAGACCCAUUUAUGAAGUAAGAGAAGACUGGUUGAAUCUGUCUAUAUCAUAUGGCAGUGUUUUUAAAGCAAUAUAUAAAGAAACUGGUCAGGUUGUUGCCAUUAAACAAGUGCCUGUUGAGUCAGACCUCCAGGAGAUCAUUAAAGAAAUUUCCAUCAUGCAGCAGUGUGAUUGUCCGCAUGUUGUGAAGUAUUAUGGCAGCUAUUUUAAGAAUACAGAUCUCUGGAUAGUUAUGGAAUAUUGUGGUGCUGGAUCGGUGUCUGAUCUUAUUCGAUUAAGGAAUAAAACUUUAACUGAAGAUGAGAUAGGAACAAUAUUGCAUUCGACUCUCAAAGGAUUAGAAUAUCUGCACUUCAUGAGAAAAAUCCAUCGUGACAUCAAGGCGGGCAAUAUAUUAUUGAACACAGAAGGACUUGCUAAGCUUGCAGAUUUCGGUGUUGCUGGGCAGCUUACAGAUACAAUGGCAAAGAGGAACACUGUGAUUGGUACUCCAUUUUGGAUGGCUCCUGAAGUAAUUCAGGAGAUAGGCUACAACUGUGUUGCAGAUAUCUGGUCACUUGGGAUAACGGCAAUAGAAAUGGCAGAAGGAAAGCCACCCUAUGCUGAUAUUCAUCCAAUGAGGGUACAUCCAUUUGUUAAAACUGCUAAGCCAGUGUCGAUAUUACGUGAUUUAAUUAAUGAAGCGAUGGACAUAAAAGUUAAACGACAAGAAGCCCAACAGCGUGAAAUGGAUCAAGAUGAUGAGGAGAAUUCUGAAGAGGAUGAAACUGACACAGGUACAAUGGUUCGGACCACUGGAAGUGAUUCGAGCACAAUACGAGCUGCUAGCACGAUUAGUGAAGGAUCUCGUACAAUGAUUGAACAUGAAUCCACAUUAGAGUCGCAGAUGGGUACUAUGGUAAUAAAUAAUGAGGACGAAGAGGAGGAAGAGGGAGAAGGCACCAUGAAAAGGAGAGAAGAAACUGUGCAACCAACAAAACCUUCCUUCCUUGAAUAUUUUGAACAAAAGGAAAAAGAAAAUCAAGUAAACAGUCACAGUGGUAAAAAAGGCAGUUCUCAGAAUUCAUGCGAUUGGAAAGUACCGCAAGAUGGAGACUUUGAAUUAAUGAAGACCUGGGAUGUGGAAGAACUUAAGAAGAGACUAGCUGCACUUGAUCCCAUGAUGGAGCAAGAAAUUGAAGAAAUCCGGCAGCGUUAUCAAUCCAAACGUCAGCCAAUUCUGGAUGCAAUUGAAACCAAGAAACGUCGACAGCAGAACUUCUAAAGAUCUUAACAAAGUCAAGCUACAUAAAAUACAGUGCUGGCCUUUUAAGUGUGGAUUUUUUUUUUUUUUUACACAGUGGCAAAUAUCAGGAACACAGACUUGCACAUUGCUUUUCAGCUGUGCUUGUAUUUCUUCUUGACUCAGGAAUGUUAACCAUGUCAGUAAGUUACAGGAGUGACUGCAUUUUAAAAUCUGUUGACAAAACAGAUUGUUUUAAAGGGACAGAUACUUUUUUAUUGUUAAUACACUGUAGCAGUCAUUUUACAGUGCUGCCAAGCAAAGCUGCCUUUCAUGGUCUGAGUGGCUCAUUUGGUGGCAGGAGGCAGAUCCUAUUUGCCUUGCUUUUAUGUGUGUAAUUUGUGUCAUUGUUUCUAUUAUGCUUUUUGAGUCAAUGGUUGAUGCUUUUCACCACUAAAUACGACAUCUACAAAAAGCUCAAGCAGUAAGCAUAACUGUUUUCAGAUGAGUAGCAACAACAGUGUAAAUAUUCGCCUCUAGAGAAGUUCAGUUUCUUGUUGCUUGAACACUGAACGAAAGCGUCAGCAUUUUCUCUUGUAUGCAAGUCUAGCACAAGUUUAGAUGUCUGUAAACCUUAGCAUUCUUGUUGCCUUAUUGGGGGGGGUUCAAGUACUUUUGUUUUCAGACACCAGCAUUUAUGAAAAUUUUAAAAGGUUGCAGUAGAUAAGUGUGGGAAUUAUACAUAAUUUAUCAGUUUGAGUAAACCGUUACAAAGAUAUAUUCUGCUACAUUUUAAAUGAGCAGUGUUUCAGUGGAGCUUCAGAAUUUUUGAAUUGUGAUUCCUUUGUAUCGCAUUAGAUUUCCAGAAAAGAUGUUCUGUACUUGACUGUUGUGUUUUUUUUUUCUAAGUGAAAUCGUGAAAGACAGAAUGAUUAGGGCGGAUUUAUACUUUAAAGUGAAAUCGAGUUUUGGACCACAGCUGCUUUUGUGGAUCAAAGAGCAAUUUUCCAAGCUGUACAUGUUGUAGUUAUAAGUGCAUUAUCUGCUGCAACUUAGCUGUGCAGAUGUGAAGGUCACCCAGACUGCAUCACCUGCAGGCAUAUGAAUGCUGUAGAAUGAGUUCUGUGGCACUGGACCCCCACGAAUGCUUUAGCUGCCUGUAAUCUGUGGUACCAUGAAAGACAAUUUGCUUACAUUCCGUCCACAAGAUGUUUGUGCUGUUUAGUGAAUCCAAACUUUGGCCUCCUUUUGAUAUAGGAGUCUUGAUUAGUAGAAAAAAAACAGCCAAGAUAAAAGAUUAAGACACAAACUUUGGGAUAGUUGUUAAAAUCCAGCAUGCUACUAUUCUAAAGCAGGUGAGAAAUCACUGAAAAUAAAAUCUAACAAGAUUGCACAGAAAAAAAUAUCUGGAACAAAAUGUUAAAAUUCCAAAAUGUGCCCUGUACGGCAUUGUUCUGCUUUGUUGUAUUUAUGGAUACAGCAUCUGUGGAGUGUUGAAUCUUUGUCUCUGUUGUGCUGUUUCCAGAUUUACAACAUGCAAUCCUGUUUUCUUUUUUCUUAUCACAGUAAUUUAGAUUUCAUGAAAGGGACUAGAGAGGGUAGUAGGCCAUAGUGAUCUAGAAACUAUUGGAAUGCAUUGCAUGCAAAGGUGCCCACAGGGCAUUGCACAUGUAUAUAUCUGGUGAUGACUUAAGAUUUUGCCCUUUAACUUUCAGUUAUGUUUUCUAAAAUGAGCUCUAUACGUUUUAGUUUUCCAUUUUUAGAAACUGGGAAUGAUUACAGACAUCUUCAUUUGGGGAGUUCUUUAACCAUAUUUUUUAAAUUCAUGGAAGCACAAGAAACUUAACAUGUUCAGACUUUUAGCACUCUUUAUAGAACAGGAAAUGUGUGCAUGCACGUGUGUGUGUGAUAUAUAUUUUUAUCUGUGUGUGUGUGAGAUAAAUAUAUAUUAUCUGUAUAUAUUGAUACAGAAAUGUUUUAUAGUUUGAAUAUAAAGGUACGAAGUUUUAGCUGUAAAUGUCUUGGGGAAAUGCCAUGUCCUUUCCUGUUUUUACAUUUAGUAGAUAAUUUGCAUUUAAGAAUCAGAAUGGUAGGAGUACAAGAAACUGCUAAACAACUUUUCUUUUCAAAGCACAAAUUUAAGGUCAGUACUGAUUUAUAUGUAAAAUAACUUUUCACAUUUAAUGCUACAGCAUUUUUUUCUAGUUCUUGUACUGAUGCAGUGGUAUAUGGUAACAGAACUGUGAAACAUUCAGUCAAAAUUUUCUUUAUCAGAAGAGCCAGUGUAUACAUUUUUGAGUAUUUAAGUUAAAGAAGUUCAUAUAAAAAUAAAAUGCAAAUACAUUGAUCCUUCAGCAUUCUUUCUUCAUACAAGAAUUAGUAGAAAAUGAACUGUCCUGUAACUUGCAAAUUUGUAAAAAGUUAAAUCAAAAGCUGAUUAAAUCUUUCAGGCCCAUAUGUCAAGUCUGGUAACACUGCAGAAAUCUAAAUUAAUGGAAGAUAAAUCUACAGGGUCAAUGCAUUUGUGUUAUGAAUUCAUUUGGUGCUGUCUUAAUUGUAUUUUCAGUGAAUAGACUGGUUUACAUUUUCUGGAUCUGAUUUUUUUUUUUUUUUUUUUACAUUUGUAUUUCUUUGUUGUUCUUGUUCUGAAUUUCUUUCCUGUAUUCGAUCUUUGCUUUUAGUCUUUUACUCCUUUAUCACAUCUAACCAUCAUGUACUUUAAAUGUCUCUCUGUCUAUGGUAUGGCAGAGGGAUCAUUGGGUACUUUUGUCUCUAGGGAGGAGGAUGCACUACAGCAGCUAAAGGAAGCAGGUUGAGAUAUCACAUGACCUUGGCUUCUGUGCAUGUUGUUGCCUUGCUUUUCUGUUACCUUCAAACUCUUUAAGAAAUAUGCUGCUGUGGUGAUGGAAGUAGACAGUUCAUGUUGGCCUGCUUGUGGCUGGUGAGAGACAUUGGUCUAUUCAUGCAGAAAACUGUAGUUUAAUAGUUUGUAGUUACAGGUAAUAAUCCACACUGUAGAUAUCCAAUCUGCUUCUUUUGGUUGACAUUGUAGAUGUCUAGUAAUAGGUCACGUAGGGGGUGUAAAAGGUUAAACUGCAGCCAAGUUUACAGGCAUUAAUGAUGUGUGUCAAAUUUACCUUAUACUGAAUGUUAUAUGCGGAGGUUUACUGAAAAGUAUUUAGUCAGCAUUUGCAUAAUAAACGCCAUUUUCUAAACUGUUACACAAACAAGGGAAUAGCAUGUAUCUGCAGUUUAAUAUAUGACCAUGCAUACUGUAUGUAUGCAAAUAAUGAACAUGUAGACUGAUCGGUCAUUGGCUUUUACCUCAUGUGUUCCCUUUUUUUUUGGGGGGGGGGGCGGGAAUGGGUAUUAAGAUAUACUGAUGUAGAAUCACAAGCAUCGACAUAGCCUUUCCUGUUUAAUAUUGGGGAAAGCUGAGAAGGUUGCGAAGUCCUUCUCCCACACCAGGUGCUUGGAUUCUUGCACUAGUCCUGACAUAGUGCAACAUUAAGUGCAUGUUAAAGAUCACAUGGCACUUACUUAAAAAAAAAAAAAAAGAGAGAGAGAAGGAGAAAAUUUCCCUAGUGACCUGGCCACACUUUACCAUAUGCAGAGGUACAUCAUCUGGUCUCCACUGAAAACAGGCAACAGACAUAGUGGAACUGACCUAUUUAUUAAAACCAAGUAAAUAAAUGGAUUACAUAUCAAAGCUGUAUUUUUUCUUGUUUAUAUGAAAAAAAAUAUAUUUUCAGUAUGACCCCAGUUUAUAGCCUGCCUUCAAAAAAAAAAAAACCUUUCAUAGUUGUAAACUUUCAUAGUUGUGUACAUGUGAGUAUGAACACUUACACGUGUAUACAUACAAUUGCAUGUUUGAAAAAAAAAUAGUAAGACUUCUUUUAAUUGUACAUUCAGCUAUGCACAUGGUUACACUUCAGUUCAUAGAAAGGUAAUAGUUUGAAACAGUGGGAAAGAGACUGAAUGGCUGAAAAAGUGGGUUUAUGUUAAGUCCAAGAUUGUCAUUUUUAAAAUAUUCACUUUUCUCCAAGGUAUGGCAAUCUCAGAGUUAGCAUAUCCAAGUUUAGUGGGUAUGGGGGUCUUGCUACCCCCAGCAAAAAUGAAGUUUAAAAAAAGAGUGAUAUUCAGGAUUCACUCCUCAUGCAUUUCUGAUGUUUUUUUUUUCAUGGAGUUGGCACUUGACAUUUUAAAUGUCGACAUUUCAGUAGGGAGCCACAAAGGAAGCUGACAUUUCUGUGUGAACCAUUUACAUGGUUUUGGCAGCAGGCUUGAUGCAACAGAUAUGACUUAUUAAGUCUAAGUGGACAUCACAGUUGAUAUUCUCUGGAAGCUAUUAAUCUUAUGCUAACAAUGGCAUUUAUAAAAAACGUAACGUGAGGAAAAUUUGUGAAAAUGAGCUGAGAAUGCUUCACAAAAAUACUUUUCAUGUAGCUAGUAUGCCUUCAUGUGGUUCAGUUUAAUAUUCUGUGUGAACUGAGCAUUCCCACAGGUGGAGACAAAUGCAGCAAGCCAUUACCUGCACCUGUUGAAGAUAGAUUGCAUUUAGAUCCAAUUUUUUUCCAUAACCACUUGAUGGGAGUGUGAAGCAUUUUUCUUUUAUAGAGACAUGCACUUACAGACGGGUACCACUGAUAUAUUACAUUUGUUAACUUUCAUUAACCCAUCUGUUUUGUUAACAGACUAACAGGAAAUCUAACUUGCUGCAGCUGUGUUGACAUUUAAGUUACAUGACAUGGCACAAAACUGUGAUAAAAUAAUAGCCAUUAGUAUAUAUAACACUUGUUUUUUUUUUUUUUUUUUUUUUUUUUUUCAGAGGGUGUCAGCUUUAUCUUGCCCUUUAAUAACCGUGGUAUUAUUUGGUAAUGACAUAAUUCGCACAUUGGAUGUUAUUUUUGUAAUUAUUGAGUAUGUAUUUUUUAACUUUAUUUUCUUCUUCAUCUGCCGCUGAGAAAAUUUAGCACCUUUUGUACUUCAUUGUUAUAGCUACCAUGUCUGAGCUUUCCUGUCUGCCAUCAGAAGACUAUCUUUUGUUAAUGUUAUUACUUUAUUACAAAUCUAAUAGUGAUGACUGUGGUAAGGAUACCUGAGAGGCAUGAUAUAUAACCAUAAACAUAUCUUCUGUUUACCAGUUUAGUUCUUGGAAUUCACAUUUAAUCCCUGUGUCCUGUGCUCCAGCGAUGAAUUGGAUGUGUCAGCUAUGCUCUUCAUAUCUCGGUUGAUGAGUGCCUUUUUGCUGUGCAUGAACCUUGCCACUGGACUUGGCAGUGCCUAAUGCUUUGUAUACUUGUGCUUAAUCAGUUCUCCAUACAGUUGAAUAUGUUGUGGAUAUGAAGGGAAGGAUGCUAAAGCACUCCUUUACUGCUGUCUCAGCUAAUGGCAGAAUGGAGUAAGGAGUAUUGCAAAUGGAAGUGUCCGCUUUUCACAGGCAGACUGAGUUACCUUCCCUGUAUUUUUAUGAACAUUCUGUCACUUUGUCCCGUCCAGUGGCUAUGUCCCUUUGCCUGUAGAGGUAAAGGAGAAAACAGAUGCAGAGGUCUUAUAAUUAGAAUGGGGACAGAUAUAAAACAUGCUGUAUAACAAAAAAUAAAUAAAUAAAUUGAGGGCCUUCUAUUCUGCACUGAUUUUCCAUUUGAAUGCUGUUAUACCUCUUUUCCUGUUUAUUGGCUAUGUCAGUGGACCUAACCAAAGGGCCAUUUAUCCUCACUCUAGGCAGGCAGGAUUUUACAGAUACUUGGACAAUUAAAUUAAAAAAAAAUGAGAGAACAAAUUUUGCAGUGAUAUAUUGAGCGGGAGUGCAAAGUAAAAAAUUGAAUAUGACAUUACGACGUGAGGGACUUUUUAACACUGAAACGAAGUACAAAGAUACAAAUGUGCAAAAGUUUAUUUGCACUGCUUAAAACUGUGUGAUCACACAAACAUUUUAUAACAUCUAAACUGAGAUUUUGCAUCCUCACAUUACUUUGGAAGAUAUAAAAUAUUUAUCCAUUAUCAUAAGACCACAGUUUCUAUUACUUGUUUUUCUGAUGUUUAAUCUGAAGAGUUCAUAAAAGUUUAGGACUUUUCAGCUGUGACUAAGUGAGUUUUUACCAGCCCCCUUUUAUUAUGGUGACUUGAACUUUUAUUGCACUGUUUGGUAUGCUAUAUGCAUGAAAAUUAAUGGCUCUUAAAA
Molecule: messenger RNA, 7546 nt
Organism: Protopterus annectens (West African lungfish)
Lineage: Eukaryota; Metazoa; Chordata; Ceratodontiformes; Protopteridae
Gene: STK4
Product: serine/threonine kinase 4
Exons: 9
Coding region: 1-1404 (467 amino acids)
Biological process (GO): regulation of MAPK cascade; intracellular signal transduction; protein phosphorylation
Cellular component (GO): cytoplasm
Molecular function (GO): protein serine/threonine kinase activity; ATP binding
Source: RefSeq, a predicted model, not a curated record